AGUAUCUCUCGCGGUGUGAGGCUGCAAGAAAUGUGAGCAGUCCAUGUUAAAAAAUAUAAUCAAAGAUAACGAGAGAGACGAUGGGAUGUUAGCGAUUGAAAACCAUUUGAAGUUAAUACUACAAAGAGAAUAAUUACGACACGUGGACACUAGCUGUGGGAUGUGCAGCACUUGAUUUCGUUCUGUAGAAAUUGUUUACCCUAACCAAUUAAUUAUUUACAUAAUAUAUUAACUGCAGGGAGGUCAGAUAUCUCUUUAUUCCUUAGCAGUUGCCAAUCGUUGGGUGGACAUCCUUACUUGGGGUGGAAUCGGCGGCCGACAAGCAGCAAACUAGUAACACACACAAAUAACAACGACCAUCCUGCUAGAAAAGAGCAAGGGCAGACAAAUCAAGAAGUGAACACUGUAGUCACACAGACGGCGCUGCGAUCACGAUGUCUCGCAUGAUGUCCUUACUCUUAAUCGUCGCUUUGUCCACCUGGCCUGUUAGCACGAGCGAUGUCCUUUGGACAUGGGACGAAACUCUUGAUGACGUCAUCAAGGUACCCAACCCCCCCUCACGCACACAAGUGAAACGAGCCGUUAACGUGGGUCACUGCGCAUCUUUGUGCACCUCAAACGUCUCGUGCUCUUCGUUCUUCUUCCUCUCGAAGACAGGAGAGUGUCGUCUCAAUGAGUUUGUCUUUGCUACACGAGCUGACGGCCAGUCGUCACCAGGUGCCAGAUACUUCAAGGCUUUCUCUGCUUCAUGUCCUUCUGGUGACGGGUAUGUAUGGCUGCGUGGUCCAGGCAUUUGCAUCAAGGUUUAUUUAGAUUCCCCGAACUUCAAAUCCGCGUACAAAAGCUGUGUCGAUGCUGGUUCACGGUUGGCUGUUCUGGACAAAGGAGACAAGUUGACAGUAACUGCGGCAUACAUGGCAGACCUGGCAUCUAAGAUUACCCGAGCCUUCAUCGGUGGCAUGCGAGACGGAGCUGCGAAUGGUAGCCGAGCCUCAUGGGACAAAUACCGGGACCCGCUGUACUGGCUGAAUGGAGUGCAGGUAGCCAUUAGUGGGCCUGACGCCUACUGGGACCUCCCGGCUCUCAACCCCUCCAAUGACCGUAACGAAGAAGGGUGUAUGGAAAUCUUUUCGGGACUAUGGAAUGACAUGGUCUGUAAUUCAGGUCACCCCUACAUCUGCGAAAAGAUUUAAACUUGAUCUGUCAGAUCCUACUCCCGUGUCUUUUCAAAAGCAGUGUGGGAGAGCGAGCUGUGGAUGGUACCUGGAUCAUCGAGACAGGGGAGAGAAUCUUAGAAAUGUUUCGUCUCUUGUGGUUCUUGAACGUUUAUUUGUUAUUUAUUGAUAUCGUUUUGCUCUUGCC
Pomacea canaliculata is the source of this 1362-nucleotide messenger RNA. RefSeq lists its product as uncharacterized. Lineage: Eukaryota; Metazoa; Mollusca; Gastropoda; Architaenioglossa; Ampullariidae. The coding region runs from base 435 to 1193 and encodes 252 amino acids. The transcript is spliced from 5 exons. The record is from RefSeq and is a predicted model, not a curated record.